AUGGGAGCCAACUACGCGGUUCGUUGCCUUGCAACAGUUUAUUUAUUCCUCCUGAUGUUGAUCGGUUGGAUAGGAGCAUGGCUUCUGCAGUUGGUUGUCAUUACUUUCACUUAUCCCUUUUGGACAAGCGAGCAACGCGCCGAUUGUUGUGCACUGAUCUUUCGAAUCGCCAACUUUUUGUCCUUAGACGCGUUAAAUCCAUUCUGGAAGAGCACUAUUUUGCGACCUUUCCCGAAUGUACAGGAAAAAAAAGUUCUUGUGGUGAUGAAUCAUCUCAGUGGUGCUGAUCCUUUUCUUAUGGUUCGUGUAUUGCUCCCACGUGACGCCGCAUGGGUUGCAAAAAAUGACCUCUUCCGUGUUCCUUUUGGUGGUUGGGCCAUGGCUAAUGGGGAUGAUCUUUGCGUACAAUUUAAGAACAAAAAAGCGGGAUUGGAAACGGUGAAGGGAACUGUUGCGCCAAUGAUGGAGGCAGCCCGCGCUAAGAUUCAUCGUGGUCGCAUGCUUGCUGUUUUUCCUGAGGGUGCUCGAAAUGACACUCCUGAGAAUGGAUUGAAACCGUUCAGGCCGGGGUUCUUCACAUUGGCAAAGGAAGAAGGUGCAACUAUUGUACCCAUUGCGAUUAGUGGAACGGAUGAUUGUUGGCCGAAGCACUCGUUUCUUAUGGACGUGGGUCAUGCGUAUUUUUCUUGCGGCGACCCCAUCGCAACGAAUAAUUUUAAUACAGUGGAAGAGUUGGUAGAUUACGUGUGGAAUGCGGUGACGGAUCUUCGUUCAACACACCCUUCAACAAAGGAGAAUAGUCACAAGGACCGCUAG
Molecule: messenger RNA, 816 nt
Organism: Trypanosoma brucei brucei TREU927
Lineage: Eukaryota; Euglenozoa; Kinetoplastea; Trypanosomatida; Trypanosomatidae
Product: 1-acyl-sn-glycerol-3-phosphate acyltransferase protein, putative
Exons: 1
Coding region: 1-816 (271 amino acids)
Biological process (GO): phosphatidic acid biosynthetic process
Cellular component (GO): endoplasmic reticulum
Molecular function (GO): 1-acylglycerol-3-phosphate O-acyltransferase activity
Source: RefSeq, a predicted model, not a curated record